Malus domestica (apple) is the source of this 420-nucleotide messenger RNA. RefSeq lists its product as uncharacterized. The record is from RefSeq and is a predicted model, not a curated record. NCBI's taxonomy places the organism in Eukaryota, Viridiplantae, Streptophyta, Magnoliopsida, Rosales, Rosaceae.
AUGUCCCAUUUUCGGCUCAUCUAUGGUAAGCCAUGUCAUUUGCCCGUCGAGUUAGAGCACAAUGCACAUUGGGCUGUGAAGACCUUCAACAUAGAUAUAGAUGCCGCCGGGGUGCAUAGAAAGCUCCAAUUAAAUGAACUCGAGGAAAUUAGGCACAAGGCGUACGAGAAUGCUCGGAUUUACAAGGAUAAGACCAAGGCGUAUCAUGACAAGAUGCUUCGUACAAAGACAUUCUCCAAAGGGCAGAAAGUGCUCCUCUUUGAUUCUCGCCUUCGAUUAUUCCCCGUCCAAGUCCAAAGCAUGAAAACCGGCCAUGAAUUUAAGGUGAAUGGGCAUCGUUUGAAGCCCUAUUACGACCUGUUUGAGGAGCAUAUCGUGGAGGAAAUACCCCUCCAUGCCGUGAGCCCUAAUGGAGCUUAA